AUGGCAGCCCUCACAACCAUCUCACUGCCAUCGCUGCAAAAGAUCGCAUCCGGCAAAGUCCGCGAUCUCUUCACCCUCCCCGACCCCAAUGCCCUGCUGUUCGUCGCAUCAGACCGUCUCUCCGCCUUUGACGUCGUCAUGGCCAACGGCAUCCCCAACAAAGGCGCCAUCCUCACCCUCCUCUCAGCACACUGGUUCCGCGUCCUAUCCCAGCGCAUCCCCAGCCUCCGCACACACUUCAUCAGCCUAGACAUCCCAGCAGGUCUCACCGCCGAGGAAACCAGCGCCAUCAAGAACCGCAGCAUGCAGGUCCGUAAGCUGGAGGUGCUGAAGGUCGAGGCCAUUGUGCGCGGCUACAUCACAGGGAGCGCAUGGAAGGAGUACCAGGCCAAGGGGACGGUUCACGGGCUCGCCAUGCCUCAGGGGAUGCAGCUUUCUCAAAAGUUCCCCAAGGCAAUUUACACGCCGAGCACGAAGGCGGAUGCUGGUGCGCACGAUGAGAACAUUCACCCUGAUGAUGCGUGGAAGGAGAUUGGCGAUAAGGAGACUGCAAAGAAGGUGGAGGAGCUGGCGUUGACGAUUUAUAAUACGGCUGCGGCGUAUGCUGAGGAGCGUGGUAUUAUUAUUGCUGACACGAAGUUUGAGUUUGCGCGGGAUGCGGAUGGCAAUAUUUACCUCGUGGAUGAGGUGUUGACGCCGGACAGUUCGCGGUUCUGGCCGAAGGAUGCGUAUGAGCUUGGCAAGGAGCAGGAUAGCUUUGACAAGCAGUUUAUCAGAAAUUGGUUGAUCAAGGAAGGCUUGAAGGCCAAGGAGGGGGUCACGAUUCCUGACGAUAUCUGUGCGGCUACAGAGGAGAAGUACAAGGAGGUGUUUUAUUUAUUGACGGGAACCAAGUUCGAAGAUGCGGCUAAAAAUUAG
This is a messenger RNA of Pochonia chlamydosporia 170, 918 nucleotides long. Its product is annotated as phosphoribosylaminoimidazole-succinocarboxamide synthase. NCBI's taxonomy places the organism in Eukaryota, Fungi, Ascomycota, Sordariomycetes, Hypocreales, Clavicipitaceae. Gene Ontology annotation, molecular function: phosphoribosylaminoimidazolesuccinocarboxamide synthase activity. The record is from RefSeq and is a predicted model, not a curated record. Gene Ontology annotation, biological process: 'de novo' IMP biosynthetic process. Gene Ontology annotation, cellular component: cytoplasm. Bases 1 to 918 code for a protein of 305 amino acids. The transcript has a single exon.